Messenger RNA from Scheffersomyces coipomensis, 1307 nucleotides. RefSeq lists its product as uncharacterized. The transcript has a single exon. Lineage: Eukaryota; Fungi; Ascomycota; Pichiomycetes; Serinales; Debaryomycetaceae. Bases 136 to 1257 code for a protein of 373 amino acids. Gene Ontology annotation, biological process: cytoplasmic translation. Gene Ontology annotation, molecular function: mRNA binding; metal ion binding. Gene Ontology annotation, cellular component: cytosol. The record is from RefSeq and is a predicted model, not a curated record.
UGCAAUUUUUACGCUCACGUGACUUUUAAGGAAAUUUAUUUUAAGCAUUGAAAAAAAAAAUUUAAAAACUUCAUUUCAGAGAUGUACAGAUCAGUACUACCAUCUGUAUAGGUUAGAUUAAAAAGCACAUCAAACAUGCCUCCAAAGAAGCAACAACAACCAAAGGUUAAGUCUAAAUCAUCCGAGGAUAAAACCUUUGGUAUGAAAAAUAAGAAUAAAUCGAAGAGAGUCCAACAAGAAAUAAAACAAAUCCAACAAGGUGCAGAUGGUGGAUUAGCAAAGAAGAGAGAAGAAGAAAAUAAAAGAAAAGCAGCUGAAAAGAAAGCAGCUGAAGACGCUAAGAGGGAAGCUGCUGCAUUAUUUGGUAUUCAACAACAAAAGGUGCCAUUUGGAGUUGAUCCAAAAUCUAUUUUGUGUGAAUUUUUCAAACAAGGUCUUUGUACCAAAGGUAAUAAAUGUAAAUUCUCCCAUGAUCCAGAUGUGGGUAGAAAAGUAGUUAAGAAAGAUUUGUAUACCGAUGCCAGAGAAGAAAAGGAAGCUGAUACUAUGGAUAAUUGGGAUGAAGAAAAAUUAAGAAAAGUUAUUUCAUCAAAACAUGGUAAUCCAAUGACAACUACUGAUAUUGUUUGUAAACAUUUCAUUGAAGCAGUGGAGAAUGGUAAAUAUGGUUGGUUUUGGGUUUGUCCAAAUGGGGGUAAUGAAUGUAAAUAUAGACAUUCAUUACCAGCUGGUUUUGUAUUAAAGACCAAAGAACAAAAGAGACUAGAAAGAAUAGCUGCUGAUGCUGAACCAGAAAUCACAUUAGAAGAAUUUAUUGAACUAGAAAGAGGAAAAUUAGAUAAAACUAAAUUCCACCCUAUUACAAUUGAAUCAUUUAAUGAAUGGAAGAAGAAGAUAAACGCUAAGAAAGAUGAUGAUAGAAAGAAAGAAGAAAAAUCAGGAAGAAGAGUGUUAACUGGUAGAGAAGUUAUAUUACAAAAGUUUGCUGAUAAAUACUAUACUGAAGAAGAUGAUGGUGCUGAACAAUUUGAUUUAGCUGCUCUUAGACAUAACUUACCUCAUGAUGAUGAUGAAAAUAUAAAAGAUUAUGGGGAUGGUUCUAAUAUAGUCGAAUUCUAUCAAAAUGAAACAACACCAACCGAGACUUCUACGGAAACACCUACUGAAGUAUCUACUGAAACACCUACUGAAACCUCAAAUAAUAUAGAAAAUGGUGUGGUUGAAGAAAAUACUUCAGAAGCGGUACCUGUUAAUUGAUUUAGUCAUAUAUCCUUCCUUCAUUCCUUCAUUACAUGUACAAUAUACUA